AUCCUUUUAAGUCUGAAGGAAAUAUGAAAAAUUAUUAUAUGAUUGACACUUUUCAAUAAAUAAAAAAAAACAAGUAUUUAAACCGGUUAAUUGUUUUGAUUGAUAGGAGAGAAUAAAAUAAAAUGGCCAACCCUAGAAGCAGCUAUGCUCUACCUGACGAACUAAAAGACAACAACAUAAACAACAACAUAAACAACAACAACAAUAGCAACAGUAAUCACAACAACAACUACGACACAGGAGGCUACGACAACACAGAAAACUACAACUACGCCACGAAUUACUUAUAUAUUACAGCACAAAAUGUAAACCAAAGCAACCCAGACCCAAUUUUAGAUCAAGCCGACACUAAUAAAACACCAUAUUAUUUGUCUUUAAUUCAAAAUGAUGAAGCUAAACCUAGCGCUACCAACUCUGACGACACUAGAAUUAAAUCCUGCUACUCAGACCUGUAUUUUAGCAAUGGCAGUACGGACAACCCCAACAACGGCAAUAGUAGCCCCUCUGGUGAUGUCAUCAUCAAUGAUAAUAGAGUCUAUGAGGAAGUCUCUAAUGACUACAGACAUUUAAACAGGGCUCUUCCUGCACUGCCUGUUUCGGAGAUAUAUGACAAGCCAUCUAGGAGAAUCUUUUGUAGCAGCAAAAACCUGAAAAUUGGUCUACCUUUUUUGUUGCUAGCCGUAGGGAUAAUUGCAAUUGUCGUUGGAGUUUAUUAUGGGGUGGUCAAUAAGAAUCUUAUAGGGGCAUUAUAUAUUUCAAGAAACCAAGAUAUGCCUACAAAUUUUACGAAGAGUUUAACAAAUUAUAUGGAUAACUGUGUUCAAAACAAUAGCGUUUAUAGAGACCUGAACAUCCGAUCGUCCAUUUCAACAUACACUAAAGGCUUUCAAUCGGCAGCUACUACAGUUUAUUUCUUCCUUACCAUUAACAACGGGGAAACUGACCUCUACAGACUGUACUACUGGAUCUCAACCAAAUGCUCCAGCGAUUCUUACGGCCAAAUAAAAUGCUUGGACAUAACAACGUGGGAACUCAUGAACACAGCUGACCCAAGGACGUUGAAGUGCGCGGAACCAACCGAAACCUAGCCUCACUAGCCACGCCAAACUACUAACCAGCUUAACGGCUACCAGACUGACAUUUUAUUUAUUUUAUUUUCUUUAUAACAAUUAAAAAGCUGUAUUUUUCAGAUAAGAUUAACAAAAUUAUCUCUAUAUGAUUAUAAUAGCAUAAUCCUGAUUUAAUAUUAAGAAAUAGCUUAUCCAUGAAAAUAUAUAUAUAUAUAUAUAUAUAUAUAUAUAUAUAUAUAUAUAUAUAUAUAUCCAUGAGCUUAGCUGAUGUUCACAUUGUACCAUUCAACUUUUUUGAACCUUUCGUUACCUAUCUCUACUUUUAAGUUUUGGAACAUUCUAUCACAAUAAAA
This is a messenger RNA of Helobdella robusta, 1423 nucleotides long. RefSeq lists its product as hypothetical. Lineage: Eukaryota; Metazoa; Annelida; Clitellata; Rhynchobdellida; Glossiphoniidae. The transcript is spliced from 6 exons. Bases 123 to 1088 code for a protein of 321 amino acids. The record is from RefSeq and is a predicted model, not a curated record.